Dimorphilus gyrociliatus is the source of this 1290-nucleotide messenger RNA. Lineage: Eukaryota; Metazoa; Annelida; Polychaeta; Dinophilidae. The record is from the annotation of a GenBank genome assembly.
UUAUAUCUCUGAAUAGGUCAUAGAAACUACUAGACAAUGAUUAACGAUUCUCUAUGUUCAAUUCUUUUUUUCAUUUUUCAUUCCUCGAAUGGUGUUCCAGUUCUCCACGGCCAAGAUAGCCUUACUACCUACUACGUUGGCAACAUGAAUUUAAUAAUCACUGUUCCUCAUAAUGGUCAAAAGGCUCCAGUUAAUAUUUCAGAUAGAACAAAAGGAUGUACUGAUCAAAACAACAACUGUGUUUGGUCCAACAACUGCAGUCCACAGUCAUCGUCGUGUAAAGCAAUUACUAUUGGUGACGGAUAUACCAAGAAUAUUGCUAUGAAGUGUUACAAUAGGGUUCACGAGUUGACUGGUCUAUAUCCUCAUAUGAUCAUUAGCGAAUUAAGAAGGGUAAAGAUGGAUCCAAAUCGUGAGAUAAAUGAAGCUACUUUUGGUGAUCCAAUAGCGAUUCAAGUCUACAAUGACUUUCACGGCUUCAUUGAUCAGGCAAAAAAUUCUUUUUCAGAGCAUGGCCUUCUUAUUGAUAUGCAUGGUCAAACUCAUCCAGAGCAGUGGAUUGAAUUAGGUUAUUUGAUCUCAAAACAUAAAUUAGUAAAUAAUAUUCUAGACCCGUCAACUUCAUCAAUUAAAUCUCUAAAUUCAAGAUUCAAUAAUAUAAGCUUUGAGAGUCUAUUACGAGGAUCAAACAGCUUUGGAAAAUUACUGAAUGACUAUUCUUAUAAUGUUGUACCUUCUCCUAACAAUCCCGAUCCAACAGCGUCAGGUAAUUAUUAUAGUGGAGGAUUCAUAACCAAAACCUACGGUUCAUCAAACUGCGGUAAUACAGAUGCAAUUCAAAUUGAAGCACCAAAAAGCAUUCGAUUUAAUUCUUCUAUCAGGAAUAAAUUUGCUAGAGAUUUGGGUGACGUAAUAGUAACUUUCAUGCAAACAUACUAUGGACUUGCUAAAACUGAUUAAGUCAACAAGAAGAAAGGGACUCUAUUGACUAUUGAGAAAAAGUCAUUCUAAAACUAUUAUAUAUACUGUAUAUAUAAACUGAAUAUGUCUGUAUUUAAAGAAAAGCAAACCUUUAAACAAGAUUGGAUUAAUCGACCAGAUAAAAUAAAGCUAAAACUUUUAAACUGCUUUAUUUACCUGAAAACUCUCCUUACAUACAGAUUUAUACAACGCCAUUUGUUUCCCUUUUAUAUCAUUAAAAAUAUGCCUAUUUACAUAUAUAUCUGUAUGUACUUUAUACUGACUUUCUCUUCCCUUUAUUUUCUUUUGUAAGUAGACCUAUAAUGCUCA